UUCAGUUGCGACUUGAUCGCGGUCUGUAUGACAUAUCAAAUUGAAAAUCGUUCGUACGUAAGGCAAUCACAUCAGUUGCGCCUCGUUUAUAGACCACUGUUCAUUUGAAUAACGGAAAUAGAUCCGUAAAAAUGUGCAAUUUGUUGAUUUUUGAGUGCCACGGAUUUUGAAGUGUGAAAAUUGAAAAAAAAAGAACGAAAUUUUAACGAACAUUUAGAGUUUAAUGACAAAAGAAAAGUUUUCUGCCGACAAAGAUUAAGAGCGAUAAAAAUGAUAAAAGGAAAGUUUUACGCUGGUUUACCCAGUGAAAUGAUGACGCGUGGUAAAACGGUGAAUCGACAACAGACACAUUUCUUUUGGCCCGACGAAACCGAUGCUGAAUCAGUGACUUCCCGUUCAAAACGUAUCGUUUCAAAACCAGCACCAAUUACCACAAACAACAAUAACAACACUGACACCACUCAAUCGGAUAUAAAACCCAAAGAAUUAGUUCGCAAGCAAUUGUCAUCGGGCAUUCAAUUUUAUGAUAAUGUUAAUGCAAAAACGCCAGAAUCACGUCGUCGACGUUUCAAAAAAAUUGACAACAUUAAUUUAAACAAUAACAACGGCAUCAAUUUUCAGCCAGAGAAAAAGAAACUCGAAACAUUUUCGUCAAAAAUCGAAUUUUACGAUUUUGAGCAUGAAAACAAUGCAAAAAAUGAGAAACCAGUGAAAUCAAUUAAUGUGGAAGAGAUGCGAAAAGAUCAAGAAAUCAAACCGAAAAAUGAAAGUCAUGAAAUGAACAAAAAGCGCAUUUCAUUCCAGACGGCGGAAAAAACAAAAGGUAUUUUAAAAAAUAAUAGUGAAGAGAAAAAACCGGGUGGCGAGAAAGUAUUGGUGAAACCAUUGCCAAAAAGAGGACUAUUGCCGAAAAAUUUGAGCAAAUCGGUUGAAAAUAUUUCGAAAAUGGUAAAAAAUAUUGAUGAAAGUGAUGGCGAUAAGAAACCAGAGAAAUUAAGCACAAUUAUAAAAGAAGUGAAAAAUUUGAAUUUGUCACAAGGCCGAAAAGUUGAUGAUUAUGAACGGAAUUCCUAUCAUCGUGGUUCGAAUCGAAAUGAAGCAAGACGAAACAACGAUUACGAUCACUACUAUUCAGAUAAAUACGAAAACAAAGGCUAUCGAGACGAUGAACGUCGAUACAGAAAUGAUGAACGAAGCCGGGAUGAACCAUAUAGAUAUAAUAAUGACUAUGAUGACAGAGGCGAUAGAUUUGAAAGAGGUGACAGAGGAUAUGUUGAACACAGCUAUGAAAGAUCCCAAAGAAGUUCGUUUUCACAACCACCGUAUGAACACCGACAACCUGCUCGUCGUCAUGAAGAGAGUCCGAUUCGUGGCAGACGUUCGCCCAACUAUGAUCGAUACGAUAAUCACUAUGAACCGAAAACCGAGAGCCGAGAAUAUGAACCGAGACAUACUUCGACUAAAAAGCCCAUUUCACGAAAAACAGAAGAUCGAUACUAUGACGAAGCACCCGUUCGAAAUGUUCGCCAUGAAGAAGACGAGUAUUCAACGUGCAUCAGUCGAAAGCCAACACAUGUUCCACAACAUCUUCGAACAAAUAUAUUGUUUAGUGGGAAAGUUGGACCUCAAGCCCAGCGACCGAUGAGUGUAAGAAAUUCAGCUGUGACACGUGUAGGCGUUGGAUUACCCGACUACGAAUGACACACAGAGAAACAAAAUGUCGUAGUUGCUGCAGCUGUUUAUAUAUAAAGACACUUUUUUUAACAAAUAACAACACGAUUGAAUAACGAGAUGUACUUAAUUUCUUCUAAGUUUUUUUUUGUUGUUUCAUCUAUUUUCCUUCUUCCUCUAAAAAAAAUCAAACUGACACUAAUAAAAUGCUAACCGAUAUGUUUUCUUAUUAUUCUUUUAA
This is a messenger RNA of Contarinia nasturtii (swede midge), 1912 nucleotides long. RefSeq lists its product as uncharacterized. The transcript has a single exon. The record is from RefSeq and is a predicted model, not a curated record. NCBI's taxonomy places the organism in Eukaryota, Metazoa, Arthropoda, Insecta, Diptera, Cecidomyiidae. Bases 271 to 1701 code for a protein of 476 amino acids.